This is a messenger RNA of Nelumbo nucifera (sacred lotus), 2091 nucleotides long. RefSeq lists its product as uncharacterized. The record is from RefSeq and is a predicted model, not a curated record. Lineage: Eukaryota; Viridiplantae; Streptophyta; Magnoliopsida; Proteales; Nelumbonaceae.
AGCUUUGGCGUGAAUGCGAAGUCAUAAAGGGAUGAUAUUGAAUUCUUGGGCUGCAAUUCGAAAGGUCUCUUCAAUGGCGCCCACUGAAACCUCCUCCAUCUGGUUUCCUGGUUCUGCCACUCGUCGCUCUACGGUUACUCUUCUCUCAACUGUCAUACUCUGUUUCUUUUUAAAUCUUCACUGAGUUGACUCCGUACAGAGUGAGAAGGAGGGCGGGUAUUUGAUUGUUUCUCGGCGUGUCCUUUCUUUUGGGUUUUUAGAAGGGGUUAUGAUUCGAAGGAAGGCGAUGAACUGGAGGAGAGUCGCAAAGUCUGCUCAGGCUCUCGCAGCCCAUGGGUUACUCUUUACUUUCACGCUCUUGCUCGUGCUCAAGCUCGAUCAUGCCGUCCUCUGCUCAUGGUGGAUCAUUUUUGCCCCACUAUGUCUAUUUCAUGCAGUCACUGCACGAGGCAGAUUCUCUUUACCUGCUCCAUCAAUACCACGUGAUCGGCAUUGGGCACCCUGUCAUGCUGUCGUUGCAACACCAUUGCUCGUUGCAUUUGAACUGCUUCUUUGUAUAUAUCUGGAGAGCAUUUAUGUUCAUGGUUUUGCAGCUGUAAACUUGAAGAUUGUUUUUCUUCCCUUGUUGGCAUUUGAAAUAAUCAUUCUCAUUGACAAUUUCAGGAUGUGUAGGGCUCUAAUGCCUGGAGAUGAAGAAAGCAUAAGCGACGAAGCAAUAUGGGAAACACUUCCUCACUUCUGGGUCGCAAUCUCCAUGGUUUUCUUUGUUGCUGCUACAACCUUCACCCUCCUGAAGCUAUCUGGUACUGUUGGAGCUCUUGGUUGGUGGGAUUUAUUUAUAAAUUUUGGCAUUGCAGAGUGCUUUGCAUUUCUUGUUUGCACAAAAUGGUCUAACCCAGUGAUACAUAGACAUUCUUACAACACAGAAACCAGUUCAUCUUCUACAGCUAAUAGAUAUCUUGAUUGGAAUAAUGACUUAGUGGUUUCUUCAGAAGAAGAUCAGGAUCAAGAUAGAUUGUGUGGCCUGCAAGACAUUGGUGGCCAUAUAAUGAAAAUUCCACUAAUCACUUUUCAGGUUCUGCUUUGUAUGCACUUGGAGGGAACUCCAGCUGGUGCUAGAUAUAUCCCACUUCCAGCUCUUUUCUCCCCUCUUUUCAUACUGCAAGGUGCCGGUGUCUUGUUUUCCUUGUUUAGAUUGGUAGAGAAGAUUGUCCUUUUACUAUGUAGUGGAGCUAGCUCAGGCAGAUACACCACAUUUUCUUCAAGAGCUCAUGACUGUUUUGGGUUCUUGCAUCAUGGAUCAAGGUUGCUUGGUUGGUGGUCAAUUGAUGAAGGAAGUCGAGAAGAACAAGCUCGACUUUACCAAGCUGGGGCUUUUGGAUACAACACAUUUUGUGGUUAUCCUCCUGAGAUAGUGAAGAAAAUGCCUAAAAAGGAUCUUGCCGAAGAGGUCUGGAGACUGCAGGUCGCUCUUGGCGAGCAAACAGAAAUCACAAAAUAUAGUCGGCAGGAGUAUGAAAGACUUCAAAAUGAAAAGGUCUUAUGUAGGGUUUGCUUUGAGCGAGAGAUAAGCACAGUCUUGCUUCCAUGCAGGCAUCGCAUCCUUUGCAGUACUUGCUGUGAAAAGUGUAAAAAAUGCCCCAUUUGCCGGGUCGUGAUCGAGGAGCGCUUGCCUGUCUAUGAUGUAUAGAGUUAUAACUGUACUUGUUCCCUUCCCUCACUAAGGCUGGGGCUAGGGGCCUGACAUAUAUAGUUUACAUAAAAUUUGCAUUUACAGAGUCCUGACGCUGACAGAGGCCUCUACUACUUUAACCUGUUUAUUGUUAAAUUAACAGAAGCAAGCAUUAGGAGAGAUGGAGAAUGUGGUUGUUCUGAUCAUGUUGUAAAGCUGUUUUGUUCUCUGAUUGUAUAUAUACACUACUACACAAUAUUAUGGGAAAAGGAAAAAAAAUGCCAUUAAUGGUGUAAGGAAGUGUUGUGUAAUUUUCUUCCAGCAUGUAUUUAUUACAGAAAUUGAAGAAAAACUAUCCAACUGCAACCUUGUCACUGUCAUUGGAUUUGCUUAAUGAGGAUGGUUCUUUAAAACGAUCA